GCUGAGGCAGAAGCACUUCGGAUAUUAAGUGUUUAACUUCCGAAGGGGGGAGGAGCUCUCGUCCUUCAAAAAUCCCAGCACCACAGUUUUAAUCUCUUCAAAAAAGUUUUGCCUGGGCCUGACCCCCAGGCUUAGGCAAUUUGCUGCAAUCAGCCCAUGUGCCCCAUCCUUGGCCGGGGGAGAUGCCUUCUCUCUCCAUGUCGGGACUAAUUUGACCCCCGAGAGAGAGAGGCAGCCGGAGAGAGGGAGCCUGUCUGCCAAGUGCUGCUCCCUGGUGCUCAGAGCCUGCUCCGUCUCCAACUCAUUCAUUUUGCCGGCUAACAUGAGAGAUCAUGGCCGCCUUCGGGCUUCUCAGCUAUGAGCAGAGACCUCUGAAACGACCCCGGCUGGGACCGCCCGACGUCUACCCCCAGGACCCCAAGCAGAAGGAGGAUGAGCUUACAGCAGUGAAUGUAAAGCAGGGCUUCAAUAAUCAACCGGCUUUCUCUGGAGAUGAGCAUGGAUCUGCUAGAAAUAUUGUCAUUAAUGCCUCAAAGAUUGGCGCUUAUUUUAGCAGCAUAUUAGCAGAAAAGCUUAAACUUAAUACUUUCCAGGACACGGGAAAGAAGAAACCGCAAGUAAAUGCCAAAGACAAUUAUUGGCUGGUUACUGCUCGCUCUCAGAGUGCAAUUCAUAACUGGUUCACAGACUUAGCAGGAAAUAAACCACUGCCCAUUUUAGCAAAAAAGGUUCCUAUCCUCAGUAAAAAGGAAGAUGUUUUUGCUUAUUUAGCAAAAUAUUCUGUGCCACUGCUGCGAGCAGCAUGGCUGGUCAAGAUGACCUGUGCCUACUAUGCUGCUAUAUCUGAAGCUAAACUUAAGAAGCGUCAAGCUACUGAUCCAAAUAUUGAAUGGACUCAAAUCCUAACCCGGUACCUUCGAGAGCAGCUGGCAAAGAUUGCAGAAUUUUAUCAUGUGACUACAAACCAAGGCAACGGCUCUGUAGCUGUGCCUCAAGAGGUGGAACAAGCACUGAAGCAGUGGGAAUAUAAUGAAAAAUUGGCAUUUUAUAUGUUCCAGGAAGGAAUGCUUGAAAGACAUGAGUAUUUGACAUGGAUACUAGAUGUGUUGGAAAAAAUCAGACCCACCGAUGAUGACCUUCUUAAGCUAUUGUUACCACUAAUGCUACAGUAUUCAGAAGAGUUUGUUCAGUCAGCUUACCUGUCCCGUCGCCUUGCUUAUUUUUGUGCCAGACGUCUAUCUUUAUUGCUAAGUGAUAGUCCUAACUUGGUAGCUGCACACUCACCUCACAUGAUUAUUGGAUCAAAUAAUCCUCCUUUAGCAGCUCCAAGUCCUACUACACCUGGUCCUAUGGUGAGCCCAGUACAGCUAGCCUGUUCAGAUUUCUUUUCCUGCCCACAACAUCGUCCACUAGUUUAUGGACUUAGUUGUAUGCUGCAGACUGUAACUCUUUGUUGCCCAAGUGCCUUGGUGUGGAAUUAUUCCACAAAUGAAAAUAAGAGCAUUAAUCCAGGCUCUCCUCUGGAUUUACUUCAAGUUGCUCCAUCUAGUUUACCUAUGCCAGGUGGGAAUUCAGCUUUUAAUCAACAGGUUCGGGCAAAGAUUUAUGAAGUAGAACAGCAGAUAAAACAAAGAGGUCGUGCUGUGGAGGUGCGGUGGUCUUUUGACAAGUGCCAAGAAUCAACAGCAGGGGUCACCAUCAGCCGAGUUUUGCAUACACUAGAGGUUUUGGAUCGACACUGUUUUGACAGAUCAGAUUCCAGCAAUUCAAUGGAAACUCUUUAUCACAAGAUUUUCUGGGCAAACCAGAACAAGGAUAGGCAAGAGGUUGCCCCUAAUGAUGAAGCUGUUGUAACAUUGCUUUGUGAAUGGGCAGUGAGCUGUAAAAGAUCUGGAAAAUACAGGGCCAUGGCUGUAGCAAAACUCCUGGAAAAGAGACAAGCAGAAAUUGAGGCAGAAAGGUGUGGUGAGUCAGAAGUCCUCGAUGAAAAGGAAUCUAUUUCUUCAGCUUCUCUCACUGGUUCCAGCCUUCCUGUUUUCCAGAAUGUCCUCCUUAGGUUUUUAGAUACGCAGGCUCCUUCAUUAUCUGACCCGAAUAGUGAGUACGAGAAGACUGAAUUUGUGAAUCUGGUGCUGCUAUUUUCUGAGUUCAUCCGACAUGAUGUUUUUUCACAUGAUGCCUAUAUGUGCACUUUAAUAUCACGUGGAGACUUGUCAAUCACUACGGCUACUAGACCACGCUCACCUACUGGAGAAACUGUGGAUGAACAUUAUUCCAAGGACCAUGAUAUGAAAUUGGAGGAUCAUAGCAUUAUGGAACAUAUGGGCAUUGACUCAGGAACCACUAAUAUUUUUGAUGAUGUAGACAAGAAUGACUUUAAGACUGAUUUUGGUUCGGAAUUCCCAAUUUUUUCUCCGAUGCCUGCGGAGUCUUGUGAGAAUGUGAACUCUUCGUUAGACAGAAGAAUCUCAGUUAACAGUGAGAAGACAGUCAAGCGGGAAAGACUGAAAGAACUGAUUUUUCCUUCCAGCUAUGACCUUCGCCACUUGCAGUAUGCAACACAUUUUCCUAUACUUCUGCUGAAAUGGUUUUCAGGAGGCACGCUGACAACAAUGAACCUGGAGAUUAGCCUGGGCUGUACUACCUCAACUUCUGAAAAAUACAGGAAAUAUGAUGAAUCUUCAAGUCAUGAAUGUAACCAGCGCAUGAUACUUCUUUAUGGUGUUGGCAAAGAACGUGAUGAGGCAAGGCAUCAGCUAAAGAAAAUUACCAAAGAUAUCCUGAAGAUCCUGAAUAAGAAAAGUACUACUGAAACGGGUGUUGGGGAUGAAGGGCAAAAAGCCAGGAAGAACAAACAGGAAGCAUUUCCAACUCUAGAGACUGUAUUCACAAAACUGCAACAACUGUCAUAUUUUGAUCAACAUCAGGUGACAUCUCAGAUCUCCAGUAAUGUUCUGGAACAAAUUACUAGUUUUGCCUCCGGAACAUCAUACCACCUUCCUCUGGCUCACCACAUACAACUUAUCUUUGAUCUUAUGGAGCCGGCACUAAAUAUCAAUGGCCUUAUUGACUUUGCCAUACAGUUGUUAAAUGAACUGAGUGUUGUGGAAGCAGAAUUACUGCUGAAGUCAUCCAGUCUAGCAGGAAGUUACACAACAGGAUUGUGUGUGUGCAUUGUAGCUGUUCUUCGCCGUUACCAUGCCUGCCUGAUCCUUAACCCUGAUCAGACCGCACAAGUUUUUGAAGGAUUAUGUGGUGUUGUCAAGCAUGUUGUUAAUCCGUCAGAAUGUUCUUCCCCUGAAAGAUGUAUUUUAGCUUACCUCUAUGACCUCUAUGUAUCAUGUAGUCACCUGAGAAGCAAAUUUGGAGACCUUUUCAGGUUGGUAGGAAAAAGAUUUUAUAACCUAAAUUCAGCUAGGACAAAGACUAACUAGGCUCAGGGGUGACUUGGUGGC
Molecule: messenger RNA, 3455 nt
Organism: Alligator sinensis (Chinese alligator)
Lineage: Eukaryota; Metazoa; Chordata; Crocodylia; Alligatoridae
Gene: MED12L
Product: mediator complex subunit 12 like
Exons: 22
Coding region: 333-3434 (1033 amino acids)
Biological process (GO): regulation of transcription by RNA polymerase II
Cellular component (GO): mediator complex
Molecular function (GO): transcription coactivator activity
Source: RefSeq, a predicted model, not a curated record